UCAAGCAUCAAUGCUUGGUUAGAAAAUUACAAUCGAAUGUUGACAAUUUACAGCUGAUUUCAAUUUGUGCAGUUAACAACGCCGUGGCUAUUUUAAUAUGAGUUGUAAGUGGGAGUAAAAUUGUUUAUUUAUGUUCAAAAAUGGCAGGUGUUAUGCCCACGAAACGAUCAUCUGGUCGAAAACAAUGGACAAUUCACGAUGGGCCAAGAGGCUCCUUAAAGCGUUUACGUAGUCAACUAGCUAGUGAUGGUUGUGCUGAAUCUCAAGUAGUUUUGGCCAAGCAGCUUCUUGAGGAGCAAUGUGAACUUGAUGUGGAAAAAAAUGAAAAUGCAAGAUUAGGUGUUUACUGGUUGUUAAAGGCCUCUGAACAAGGUAACACAGAAGCCACAGAUCUUUUAAAGCAAUGUCUUAAAACUGGUAAAGGCAUCACUGAACAGAAUUACAUGGAUGUAAAGACAUGCAUUAACAUGACACAAGAUGAAAAGAUUGCCAGGAAAGCUGCUAGGGAAAUGUUUGCCAGCUUAUCAAAUGGUGAAGACUAUAUAACAUCAGAACAACUUCAAAAACGAAUGUUGGAAAUAGAUAAGCAGAGCCAGUUAAAAGAAAAGCCUCUCGAAGAUUUUGAAGAUCCCAAUAACGUGGAUUUGGCUGAGAAUUAUCAAGAACAAACCAGUGAAUCUGAAGAGGAAACGGACUGGUCUCAACGUUCAGACGGCUAUAACGAAAAAUUAACUGAAGAUCACGUCGUCGCUGCAGCAGUCGAUUACUCCCACGGGAAUUUGCCUCUCGUCAACAGGAUCUUGUGUUUGACAGAGCCGAAUUUACGUGCAUUAGAUCAUAUCCCAUUUAUUCAGAGGUCAAUUUUGCACCCUUUUCUAGCCUUUAGAAUAUUGUAUUAUAAAACAAUCAAGGUUUGCGGUCGGAAAGCAUUCUUUAAAUACUUUCCUAUUUUGAAGACUGAAACCCAAUUUUUUUUAGUUGUCUUAUUAUAUUUAUUCGUCAGUUCUGACAACUUUGUGUUCUUUCUUCCCAUGGCCGUGUUUUAUGUUAGCUUUAUAUUUAUGGCACUGACAACGUUCCAGAUGCUUCAAGUGAAAAGAGAUUACUCAGACUACAGGGUGUGGACCAGGUUAUUUUUAACUUAUUCCGGGGGGUCUUUGAACUCCAACAGAGUUGAAUUUCAGUUUAUUUGUAACAAUCUGAGGCCUUUUGGUCAUUUCUUUGUCUCUUUGCUAGUUAAUAUGUCGGUACACCCUAUAAUUUCGAAUCAGUGGCUGCCUUAUUCUGAGUUGACUAUUAUUUCAUUUUGUUUAACAUUUAUGACUUUAUUUUCCUUCACGUUUAGGGAGCGCAAAAGACAUUUGGACUUAUUGUUGUUCUUAAGCUUUUCUGUUAAUGUCGUAGCCAGAUAUCCUUACGAAACGGACGCCGUAGUAACCCAAGGGUGGCGAUUUCUAGAGUUAAAUGUUCCUAAUUUCGCGAGUUACGUAAUAGGUAACAGUGUCGAGUUUUGUAUCAAUUUUCGUGUACUCUUUUACUUAUUUAUACCUUUUUUGCUUUUGAUCAUUGCUCGUCAAGAAAAUUGGCGUGGUAUCUACAAAUUUUUGAUUCCCCAUUGUGUUACCCUUAGCUGGCUCCAAAUGGUUAUUGUGAAUUCUCAAGGAGCUACUAUGUACGGUUUGCUUAGGGCUACGUUGGCCCUUGUUGGAGUUGUUCUAUUUCUACCCCUCGCAGGCGUAACAAGUAUUGUACUACCCGCGGCUGCCCUAACAAAAUACUUACUCACCUGCAAUUCCCUUUACAACGUGGCCAUGUUCGUUGGUUUUAGCGCUGUGGGGUUGUCCCUCAGUUUCAUCCUUGCAAAAAGCAGAUUUAACAAAUGUACAGCUCUUUUACAAGUUGCCCUAGGUAUAGUUGCCUUCAUAGUCUUAAUGAAUUCCGUUAUUCAUGAGAAGUCGAUAUCGAUCAAUACUUUUUCAGAAAAGCAUGUCCCUUCCUCCAUUUCUUGGGAACAAUAUCAGAAUUAUUGUUACGAAACGUCAUGGGAGUCCCAGAAUGUGGCCAGCACCCAAAUCAAAUGUGCCAAACUUGCAAGUUUUCUUGUUGAUUGGGAAGGAUACGUUAGUGAAAUCAUGAUCACUGAAAUAAAUAAUUCAUACAAAAACAUCAUCGAUAAAUUUCCUCGUUCAAUUCGCACUUUUCUUUAUUGUUAUUUCGGUGAUCAAAUGCAGCACGAAUGUGAUAAAGUGUCUCAAACUUUAGAAGAUGAUUGUUUAAUAUUUUACGAUAUAAUUAAAUCAAAACUACCGUGUCACUUGGACAAAUAUAACGUAUAUCAGUUUCAAAUAGAUGUAAGAAUGCCAACUGGUAUUUGGGGUAAGGCGACGACGAUUUCUUUAUUAUUAAAUAACGAUUUCAAAAAUUUUACCAUGGAGCUAAUGCCAGAUGAUAAAAUAAAAUUUAAAGGAGAACUUGCAAGCUUCUUAGGAAAAAGGAAUGUAAUUGUGAAUGUAAAUGAAAUUGAAUGCCUUAGUUGUCAGAAUCCAAACUUAUCUAAAAUUUCAUUGAAUUGUCAUAAUUUACCUCUCAAUUAUUUUUCUAAUUUAAUUAACAUUGGAAUAAAAGAUGUUUUAAAUUUUAUUUUGAAACCCUUUGUAAUAUUUAAAUAAACUUGUUUUAUAUUU
Molecule: messenger RNA, 2684 nt
Organism: Agrilus planipennis (emerald ash borer)
Lineage: Eukaryota; Metazoa; Arthropoda; Insecta; Coleoptera; Buprestidae
Gene: wfs1
Product: wolframin
Exons: 5
Coding region: 141-2669 (842 amino acids)
Biological process (GO): calcium ion homeostasis; endoplasmic reticulum unfolded protein response
Cellular component (GO): endoplasmic reticulum membrane
Molecular function (GO): protein binding
Source: RefSeq, a predicted model, not a curated record